GGGCGAGGGCGUGACAGAUACACAUGAGCGCCUGAGAAAGACGAGCGAAUUGGUUUGAGCUCCGUAAAGCGACUCGGAGAUCAGUGCAGAGGCGAACACGCGUGCUGCAUUCGCUGCGCCGCCGCACAUUCCGAACUAGAGAUGCCACCGCAAAUGGAAUACCAGUGUGUGGACAGAAGGAGCACUUUAGGACCUCCAGUGCAGACCGAGAAAGACAAGGAGCCCCAAAUUAAAUGUGUUUUAGUUGGGGAUGGAGCUGUCGGAAAGACCAGUUUGAUAGUCAGCUACACGCGAAAUGGCUAUCCAACGGAAUAUCAGCCGACAGCAUUCGACAUAUUCACGGGGCUUGUCCGUGUCGACGGCACCCCAGUUCGAGUUCAGCUCUGUGACACUGCUGGGCAGGAGGAGUUUGACCGCCUUCGUUCUCUUUGCUACCCCGGCACAGACGUCUUCAUCGUUUGCUUCAGCGUUGUGAACCCUUCAUCCUUUCAAAACAUCGCAGAGAAGUGGAUCCCCGAAAUACGGACUUUCAGCCCAUCUACUCCCAUAAUUCUUGUGGGUACACAAUGUGACCUUAGACAUGACGUCAAUGUACUCAUUAACUUGGACCGAUUCAGGGUCAAGCCGGUACUUGAGUCGAGAGCCCGAAAUCUCGCUGACAAAAUCCGAGCUCAAGACUAUAUGGAGUGCUCGGCGUUAACACAGAAGAACUUGAAGGAAGUAUUUGACUCUGCCAUCUUUGCAGCAAUCAAACAUAAAGCCAGGCAACAAAAGAAACUUAAAAUGUCAACAGAUCGGAUGAAAACUCUCUCCAAAUGUGGCUGGAAGAAGUUUUUUUGCUUUGUCUAAAAUGAACUGUCAUAAAAAUGACUGUCUCUUUUGUAAUUGACUGUCCUUUAUAAUUUAUUUGGAAAUUUGAAAUUGAACCUAUGGACUCUGAAGGUGGUUAUUAUGAAUGUUGAUUAAAUAGUCAGCUUCAAAGAGGAUCAGGGCAUCAGACUGAUGGGGAGUAGGACCUGCAGCUUAGCCUGUUGUGAAGAGCACUGUGUGAACACGGCACCGUGCUCUCGCAAUUUAAGGCUUUCAUUCGAGAUUUAUAUGUCUAGCUAUGUCUUUAUUAUUUAAAGAAGGACAGGAAUAGAAUGGACUGUAUGCCAUCUCCUACUGCUCUCUACUAUAAAUGCACUUUAGACCAUUGAUUUGGGGUUAGCGGGAGUGGUUGCAUAAAUAAGCAUAUUUGCAUAUUCGGCCAUCAAAAGUGAUUCAUCUGUUGGUUUUCCUUAAGCGCAGCUACAGCAGAUAAACUAUGAGGUUAAUCACAAAUAUUGAAAUAUGAGUUUCAGUCCCCAUUUUACAACAUACAGGUAGACUGCUAAUGGGUGGGUAUGGGUAUCUAUCUAACCUUCUUAAUCUAGUCCAGCCUCAACUAUUAGAAAUGGACACAAAUCAAGAAGCUAGCUCUGGAUGUGAGGGCUCAAUCAUAUAGACAUGCACACCAGACCAAUUUAGAGUCACCAGUUCACCUUAUACAUGUGUUUGAGGCAAAUAACCAAAGUGCCUGGAGACAUACCUACACGGCCAUCAUGCCAGCUUUAUAUAGACUGUGACCAGGCUGCCAUUCGGUUGUCAGACCACUUUUGGGAUGUGAGGCGCCUGCUCUCUGCUAUCCUAGUUAAG
Messenger RNA from Polypterus senegalus (gray bichir), 1677 nucleotides. RefSeq names its product ras homolog family member V (gene rhov). The transcript is spliced from 3 exons. Gene Ontology annotation, biological process: small GTPase-mediated signal transduction. The coding region runs from base 142 to 849 and encodes 235 amino acids. Gene Ontology annotation, molecular function: GTP binding; GTPase activity. The record is from RefSeq and is a predicted model, not a curated record. NCBI's taxonomy places the organism in Eukaryota, Metazoa, Chordata, Cladistia, Polypteriformes, Polypteridae.